UGCGGCCACAAAGAGCGGUCCUAGUGCCCUCCAUGUAUCCUAACCGCCAUUGAACAAAUAAAAAAAAGACGAACGACGAAGCCAAGUUGGAAGUGGUCCAUUGAAAAGUUGAUAGUGCGACCUCCUGUACUGUAGAAUGUAGUAUGGACCAUAGGACAGGACGAAGAAGUCCCGUUAAGAAGCUGUGGAGGCCUAAGAUGCUCUACUAGUCUGCUGGAAAUCCAAAGAAGACGAAGGAGUAAAAAGCAAAAUGGCGUUUGACAGAGAAGGCCUAAACGUGGCCACUGGCCAUUAUUGUUUCUCUAUUUGUAUUUAGUGCAUACAUGUACGCAUAUAUGUCGUGUAGUAGAUGGAACAUUUUUGUCAUUGUUUGUAUCCGGAUACAUUAGUCUGAGCGCACUUUAUCGCGUCUUGUGCUAGUUAGCUUAGCUUGUUAGCUGCUAACAAAGAGACGCGGACGUUAUCAACACAUCGCUAAGUAGAGAUCAAAUGUGAGUGUAAAGUGUUGUGAUUGUGUGAAAAUGUGCGAAAGAACCAUAGCAAAGUAUGAGGAGGAACGUUGUCCUACAAAAGAGGAGAAGGAGCGACAACAUCAAUUACUGGACGCUGUUUUCAAGAAACAUCAAGUUGUGUUACGCAGAACAGACGUCCCGCAGCCCUCCCACAUUAAAGAGGAAGAAGAUGAUCCACAGUUCCCCCACAUUAAAGAGGAAGAGGAGGAUCGACAGCCUCCCCACAUUAAAGAGGAAGAGGAGAAAGUGUGGAUCACUCAGGAGGAAGAGUGUCUUCUAGGACAGGAGGAGGCUGAUCUCAGCAAGUUUCCACUGACUGUUGUCUCUGUGAAGACUGAAGAGCAUGAAGACAAACCACCUGAGUCCUCACAGCUUCAUCACAGUCCAAACGUCUGUGAAGAACAACUUCUGCCUGAAAAACAGGAGGGUACCUUCGGGAUGGUGAAAGAGGAUCCAUCAAAGAGGAAGACCAGGUGCCACGGACCCUCUGGCGUCUCCUUUUCCUCUUUGACACAGACCUUUCCCUGUAAAAAGGAAGAGGAAGACUCACUGACGCCCUACAUUAAAGAGGAAGAGGAGGAACACAACAUUAGUAAGGAGGGAGAGCAUAUUGAAGGACUGGAGGAGUUUCAAGUGACUGGUGUCCCUGUGAAGAGUGAAGAUGAUGAGGUCAAAGUUAAAGGUGAGGAGAGGGGAGGGGGGGAGCCUCCAAGCAGCAGCUCAACACAACACAUGACAACAGAAGCUGAUGGAGACCACUGUGGAGGAUCACAAGCAGACAAGCUCUUAGCUCCACUAUCAGAUAGUGAGGACACAACGUCACACUCUCCUGACACUGAUGAUGAAGACUCUAAAGAUGAUAAGACAUGUCACACUGACAACACUCACUUCAAAUGUUCUCACUGUGACAAAACCUUUAAAUACCAUUGUCAUCUGAAAACACACACAAGAAAACACACUGGAGAAAAGCCUUUUAUAUGUUCAAUAUGUGGUAAAGGUUUUGUAAAAAGUCACAAUUUGAAAGUACACAUGAGAACACACACUGGUGAAAAACCUUUUAUCUGUUCAAUCUGUGGUAAACGUUUUGUUGUAAGUCACAAUUUGAAAGUGCACAUGACAACACACACUGGUGAAAAAACGUUUUUCUGUUCAACCUGUGGUAAAGGUUUUACACUAAGUCAAUGUUUGAAAGUACACAUGAGAACACACAAUAGUGAAAAACCUUUUUCCUGUUCAACCUGUGGUAAAGGUUUUACACACAGUCAACAUUUGAAACGACAUGCGAGAACACACACUGGUGAAAAACCUUUUUCCUGUUUAACCUGUAGUAAAGGUUUUACACACAGUCAUGAUUUGAAAGUACACAUGAGAACACACACUGGUGAAAAACCUUUUACCUGUUCAACCUGUGGUAAUGGUUUUACACAAAUUCAGACUUUGAAAAGACACAAGAGAAUACACACUGGUGAAAAACCUUUUUCCUGUUCAGUCUGCAACAGAAGCUUUUGUGACCGAUCAAACUUUGCAAGACACAUGGGAACACACUCAUGAGAGAAAGUGUUGAGUUGCAGUGUGUGUGGUGAAAGAUUCUCUUAUAAGAAGCAGUGUAAGAAACACAAGUGUGCUGGUGAGAACAGCAGCAGCAAAUGAAACUGCAGGAUUUAAAUUAAACUGUCAAGACUUUAAUGUUGACUUUCUAACAACAUCAGCAAUAUAACAUGUGUGACAUUGUUGUUUGUGUAACAAUCUUUUUAAUAUGCUUGUACAUUUAUAGAUUACAUAGUUUGAAAUAUGAAAGUAUUACAUAUUCGUAUUUCUUAUUGUUAAUUAUCCCAUAGAUUAGCACCUUUAUAUGAUAUACAUAUUUACUGGGGGCUUCACGGUGGCAGAGGGGUUAGUGCGUCUGCCUCACAAUACGAAGGUCCUGCAGUCCUGGGUUCAAAUCCAGGCUCGGGAUCUUUCUGUGUGGAGUUUGCAUGUUCUCCCCGUGAAUGCGUGGGUUCCCUCCGGGUACUCCGGCUUCCUCCCACUUCCAAAGACAUGCACCUGGGGAUAGGUUGAUUGACAACACUAAAUUGGCCCUAGUGUGUGAAUGUGAGUGUGAAUGUUGUCUGUCUAUCUGUGUUGGCCCUGCGAUGAGGUGGCGACUUGUCCAGGGUGUACCCCGCCUUCCGCCCGAUUGUAGCUGAGAUAGGCGCCAGCGCCCCCCGCGACCCCGAAAGGGAAUAAGCGGUAGAAAAUGGAUGGAUGGAUGGCAUAUUUACUGGUUCACAUCUGAAACAUCUUCUGGACCACUUCAGGGAGCAUAUUGUUAUUUACUUUAUACAUCAUUUGAACAGUUGUCUUUUAUUCACUUUUAAAAUGUGUGACCUUAUGAAUAAUUUGUUGGGACUCUAUAAUCUAUUUUAUUAAUUAUUGUUAUUAGUUUGUAUUAUGCUGAUUGUGUUGUGAUUGUUUUUUAUGUAUGUCCCCAGACCUUUAUGCAAUAUAAAAGUGAGAGAAAAGGGCAGAUUUUUUUUUUUUUUCUGGAAGGAUGGUUUUGUUUUUACAAACUUACAUUUGUUGAUAUAUAAAAUAAAUCCAGUAUUGUGUUUUAGACAUUUUUUAUGUUUUUUUUUUCCUUUUUUAACAUCCCAAAACAACAUCAAAAUCAGUCAAAGUUUGGAGUGUCAGGCAAAAGCCAAUAUUGUACAUCAUCCCACAAAUAUUUACUUUGUAUACAUUCUUAAAAUAAAAAUGUUUAUUUUGUUUCCCUAUCACAGAA
This is a messenger RNA of Nerophis ophidion (straightnose pipefish), 3276 nucleotides long. RefSeq names its product zinc finger protein 391-like. Gene Ontology annotation, biological process: regulation of transcription by RNA polymerase II; central nervous system development. The transcript has 3 exons. Gene Ontology annotation, molecular function: RNA polymerase II cis-regulatory region sequence-specific DNA binding; DNA-binding transcription factor activity, RNA polymerase II-specific. Gene Ontology annotation, cellular component: nucleus. The record is from RefSeq and is a predicted model, not a curated record. The coding region runs from base 522 to 2063 and encodes 513 amino acids. NCBI's taxonomy places the organism in Eukaryota, Metazoa, Chordata, Actinopteri, Syngnathiformes, Syngnathidae.